AUGGCGCCCUCAUAUGCUGGCAUGUCGGGCAGGCCACUGUCGCUGGCUGUAUCGACUGUUGCCACGAUGGGUUUCCUACUCUUUGGAUAUGACCAGGGUGUUAUGUCUGGUAUCAUCAGUGACAAUGCUUUUGCCAAGGUCUUUACUGCUACCAAAGAUGAUGCUACUAUGCAAGCUCUCGUGACUGCUGUAUACGAACUUGGUUGCUUGGCGGGUGCCAUUUUCGCCCUCCUUUUCGGUGAUCGCACUGGUCGUCGCUGGAUGAUCUUCUCUGGCGCUAUCGUUAUGAUUGUCGGUGUCAUCAUCCAGGUUACUUCAUUUAUUGGACACAUCCCUCUUCUGCAGUUCUUUAUUGGCCGUGUCAUCACCGGUAUCGGAAACGGAAUGAACACUUCUACCAUUCCUACAUACCAGGCCGAGUGCUCCAAGACGAGUAACCGUGGUCUCUUGAUCUGUAUCGAGGGUGGUGUGAUCGCCAUUGGUACCGCCAUUGCAUACUGGAUUGAUUUCGGCGCUCACUAUGGCCCCGAUGACCUUGUCUGGCGUUUUCCCAUUGCGUUCCAGAUCUUCUUUGGUCUCAUCAUCAUCAUCGGAAUGUUCUUCCUGCCCGACUCCCCUCGCUACCUUAUCUCCAAGGAUCGCAUCCAAGAGGGAGAGUACGUCCUUGCUGCGCUGGGAGGCCGCGAGGUCCACGAUCAUGAAACCCAGAUUCAGAAACAAUUGGUCAUUGACUCCAUCAGAGCUUCUGGUUCCGGUCAGAAGACGAGAUUCAGGGAUCUUCUCACUGGCGGCCGCACCCAACAUUUCCGCCGUAUGCUCAUCGGCUCCUCUUCUCAGAUCUUCCAGCAGCUCGGCGGUUGCAACGCUGUGAUCUACUAUCUCCCUGUCUUGCUGAAGGAGUCUCUGCACCAGAGCAAUGACAUGGCCUUACUGAUUGGAGGCAUUAACAUGAUUGUGUACUCCAUCUUCGCCACUUUUUCGUGGUUCUUCAUCGAGAAAAUUGGUCGUCGCAAGCUUUUCCUGGGAGGCUCAUUCCUUCAGACCAUCUCCAUGGUUAUCACAUUCGCUUGCUUGAUUCCGGGCGAUGAGCAGACCUCCAAGGGUGCUGUUUUCGGUCUUUUCCUGUACAUGGCCGCCUUCGGUGCUGCGUGGCUGCCUCUGCCUUGGCUGUAUCCCGCCGAAUUGUCUCCCAUCAAGACCAGAGCCAAGGCCAACGCUGUCUCUACUUGCAGCAACUGGCUCUUUAACUUCACUGUUGUCAUGAUCACCCCUGUCAUGGUUGCGCACAUUGGCUGGGGUACCUACCUGUUCUUUGCUGCGCUGAACGCCUCGUUCAUUCCUGUCAUCUGGUUCUUCUACCCAGAGACCGCCAAUCGCAGUCUGGAGGAGAUUGAUUUGAUCUUCGCCAAGGGCUACGUCGAGAACAUUAGCUAUGUCAAGGCUGCGAAGGAUCUUCCCAAGCUUACCGACGAUGAGAUUGAGGCCAAGGCCGCAGAGUAUGCUUCCGCUUCCGGUGACUCUCUUGACGAAAUUGAGAAGGCUCACGCUGAGCAUAACGCUGCCCAACGACUGGAGACGACCCAGUAA
Aspergillus novofumigatus IBT 16806 is the source of this 1587-nucleotide messenger RNA. RefSeq names its product putative MFS monosaccharide transporter. NCBI's taxonomy places the organism in Eukaryota, Fungi, Ascomycota, Eurotiomycetes, Eurotiales, Aspergillaceae. The record is from RefSeq and is a predicted model, not a curated record. Bases 1 to 1587 code for a protein of 528 amino acids. Gene Ontology annotation, molecular function: carbohydrate:proton symporter activity. Gene Ontology annotation, cellular component: membrane. Gene Ontology annotation, biological process: carbohydrate transport; transmembrane transport. The transcript has 4 exons.